Molecule: messenger RNA, 1074 nt
Organism: Aspergillus nidulans FGSC A4
Lineage: Eukaryota; Fungi; Ascomycota; Eurotiomycetes; Eurotiales; Aspergillaceae
Exons: 4
Coding region: 1-1074 (357 amino acids)
Source: RefSeq, a predicted model, not a curated record
AUGGCGGAAGACCUGGCUGAUGUCUCGCUUGAGGCUCCGCCAACUCACUAUCGAUCUAUUUUCCUUUUUCUCGGCUACCUGUCUCUAAUACUGUCCCUUGCUUUCAGUUGUUGUCGCACCAUAUAUGUUCGAUAUCGCGCACGCCAAACGAACAAUGACUGGGCUACUAGUCAGCGGCAGGCGCAUUUAUCCUUAUUUGUCUUUCUGGCAGCUUUGAGUCUUGGUACAACAUGGUUUUACAUGAUCUCACUCUUUGUCCGCGAAGAGACGCCUCUGGUCACUCGGAUGGGUCUUUGGCUAUACAAUACGUACAUCUUCCAAGAGGCCUGGGAGACGGUGUCCGAGGACGCAGCACGAGUCUGGUGGAGUGGCCAGAUCUUUUGGUGGACCAUUGGUUGGAGUCUUUUCCUCGGCAUCACAGGUCGGAGAUAUCGCAUUCCUCACGUCUGGGUUUAUAUGCUGCUGGCCCAGGCUGUCAGUGUCGCCUUCUCGGCAAACCUCUUCUUCGCUGCAAUCACCGUCUCUACACGACCGGAUGAGAAGAGCGUUGCCUUUUCAUGGUCCCCGCCAUUAUUCUAUGAAGUCGUGCCAGUUGCACUCUCGCUUCUCGACACCCUUGCCGUCCCUAUCUUUGCGUACCAGAAAGAAUUCAUGCUAGUCCUGCUCGCGCCUCACUUUCUGGUCUUCGUCCCCUGUUUGUUGAGCCCGAAGAGCUCGUCCUCGGAGCCUACUACUAAAGCGCAGGGACAGCGCACAACCCAGCGCUACGUUGCCUUAAUGCAGUGGGUGGCGGCUGUUUCGGUUGUUAUGCAGGCCUAUUUCACUUUCCUGGCGUUGCAAGAACUCGGCACGGAUCUGUCUUACGGCGAGUUCGCGAAGCAGUUGUGGGACACUGUGUAUGUCCAUCCAGCUUGUAGCAGUGUCAGCUGGGAUGCCAUCAUGAGUGCUGUGAGUGCAUUCUCCUGGGCGUUUGUGCACGGUUUCGACACAAGUCGGAUGCUUGGUGGGGAGGGCUACCCCGGCAACUCAAGUGGACGCAGACGCACUAUUUCCAACGAGGCCAUCAGCUCGUGA